Molecule: messenger RNA, 1518 nt
Organism: Saprolegnia parasitica CBS 223.65
Lineage: Eukaryota; Oomycota; Saprolegniomycetes; Saprolegniales; Saprolegniaceae
Exons: 1
Coding region: 7-1518 (503 amino acids)
Source: RefSeq, a predicted model, not a curated record
AUUCCCAUGGUCGACCGCUGGGGCGACUUCGACGCGGACGAGCUCCUGACUGGCGCAACCACGUUGCAUGGCGGCGUCUUUGGCAUCGAGGCGAUGAUGCAGGCACCGACGCGCCAGAGCCCGCGCAAACACCCGGCGACGACCGGAUCGAUCCACCGCCCGCUGCGCCACCGGCCGGUCCGCGCCGCCACCACGGCCACGCCCCUCAACGACACCAAGAACGUCGUUGUCUGCACGCAACAACUGCUCACAGCUACACCCGCAAUGACCAUGUUUCAGCGCAUUUGCGACACCCACGCGCUGCGAUGCAAGCUCGACAAGCUGUACGCACUGCCGUACCAAGUCGUCCUCGCGACGGCGGGACCCUCCAUCUCCGAGUCCCUCGUCGUGCCCAACGAAGCGUGGACCGCGCUCACACAGCGGAUUGCGCGGCGCUAUAGCUUGAUUGCACUGGACGCGAUCUCGCUCCUCGAGACGCCACCGCGCGUGGGCUACGACGACUUUGUCGCGGCGCUCAAUGCUGUCUUGGGCCAUUUUAUCCUCGACCCAACGAUUGCCGCGUGCUUCGAGGCCGUGACGACGCUCUUUGAUGCGAUUGUCGAUGCGGCAACGCUGCAGUGGCGACCGCUCGAGUCGAUCGCAAUGACGAUGGCGCCGCCGUUGAGCCUCGCCGCGCUUGCUUGCAGCGCGUCGCGCCGAGGAGGCUCCCGCGAGAUGGCCCGCGAAGCAUAUAUGACGCAAGAAGAGAACCUCAAGCGCAAGCUGCGGCUGCGCAAGUACCUCAGCCUUUCAAACCCGCUCGCGACGGUCCAACCUGAUGAAGCCCAUGCGUUCGUGGUGAGUCCGCGGAACCUCCUGCUCGACUCGCGCCAAGGCAGCAGUCAUCGAUCGCACGUCGUGUCGCCGUCCACGCAGUUGCAGCCCAAGCGCGGUCGGCAGCUACCGACGACCAAAGAGGGUGCGAUUGUGUUUGAAAAGGUAGUACCAGGAAGUGGUGACGAGCUGCCGCCGCUGCUCGACCCGAUGGUCCUUGUCUGCGCCGACUGCCUCGUCAACGAAGCGCUCUAUUGGUGCUCGCCAUGCUACUCGAUGUUUUGUAUCACGUGCUGGCCCCACCGCCACCAAGCGGCGCCACCGACGCUCGCACCCGACUCGUUCUCGCAGCAGUGCGCCAUCGUUCAGUCCAAGUCGCUCUCAUCCCUCGGGCCGCCGCUGCCGCUGCUGGGCCAGCGCGCCGUUGUCGCGCACCCUAGUGCGCACGCCAAGCCAAUGAAAUCGAUCCGCCACAAGCCGCUCGCCGCCUCCAGAAGCUGCGUCGAGCUCCGUGUCACGAGUGCAAUCCAGUACCUCCCGCCUGUCGUUUUGCGAGAAAUAUCGACCACAAAAAACUGCGAUCCGCCCAUAACAGCACCCGUCGUCGUCGUCUCCAAGGGCAAGGUCCCGAAACCCAAACCGGUCGCACUGGCGAGCUACCUUGACGCCCGGGGGGCCAUCGUCGACGACCAAGAAUGCAAGUAG